AUGCUUCAGCUAGAGGAGUUGUUAGAUGAAGAGCUAUCCUGUAUUCAUCAUGAUGAAAUUUUAAGUGGCUUCCAUGAUUUCUUGGCCAAACCACAUUGUGAUGAGAACUUAUGGUUCAUCAAAGCCACAAAUCCAUUCAUGAACCCGAACUCAAAACUCUCGUUUACACAUUGGAAUGACGUUUAUCGUCGUUUCAUCCAAGAAGACGCACCAAAAGAAUGUAACUUCCCAGAAUCAAUAAGGAUCUGUUUCGAUGAAGCCUUCCGUAAACACGGCCUACCAACUCACGAAACUAUAGAACAAGCAAGGCUACACAUUGUAAACUUACUACAAGAUGCAUACAGUAAAUUUCAAAGAAACUCUGAUAUACCGGAUAAUAUCAAGUACACCGACUGCUACUGCCAUAAGGACGGUACUCUUUAUCACCAUUCUGACACAGAUAAAGACCAAAAUACCUCUCACUCUCACACCACUGUGCUGACACAAGAAAAUAUAGACUUGGUAAGUCCAAUCCUGGAUAAGCUUAGCGAGUUCGCGUUGGAGGAAGAAGAUGAACUAGAAGAAGGUGACGACGAGGCAAGCGUCGGGGAACGUUUGGAGUAUCAAAAGGCUAAAUCUACUGCCACAUUCAGAUCACGGACACGAUCUACUCCACCACUAGUAUCAACACCUCUGAGACCAAACACUCCACCUUCCCCCUCGGCUGAAUCCACAUCAUCUACCCAAAAAUCUUUUGGUAGCUCUCGAACUCCACAAGAGAAAAUACAGCACGUCUUACCUCCUUCCCUAACGCCAUCUCUUCCCUCAGCUCAAAGGCUGAAAAAAUCUCAUAGAUAUUCCAUCUCGUCCUCCUCGAAGGGAUCAACGGCCUCAUCGUCUUCAUCAGUGUCGUCUCAAUCACCGACAGUUAAUAGCUCAUCACAAAAGUUCUCGAAAUUGGUACACAGACUAAAAUUCGGCAGAAGUAGUAGCAGCAGUGGUGGCCAAAGUGGUCCUCAAUCAUGGCAAUCCUAA
Kluyveromyces lactis is the source of this 1014-nucleotide messenger RNA. It is a transcript of the gene RGS2, whose product is annotated as GTPase-activating protein RGS2. The transcript has a single exon. The record is from RefSeq and is a predicted model, not a curated record. The coding region runs from base 1 to 1014 and encodes 337 amino acids. Lineage: Eukaryota; Fungi; Ascomycota; Saccharomycetes; Saccharomycetales; Saccharomycetaceae.